Etheostoma cragini (Arkansas darter) is the source of this 1759-nucleotide messenger RNA. RefSeq names its product calmodulin 1a (gene calm1a). Bases 244 to 693 code for a protein of 149 amino acids. The transcript is spliced from 6 exons. Gene Ontology annotation, molecular function: calcium ion binding. The record is from RefSeq and is a predicted model, not a curated record. NCBI's taxonomy places the organism in Eukaryota, Metazoa, Chordata, Actinopteri, Perciformes, Percidae.
GUACGAGGACAGCAGCAGUGCGCACGUGUGCAUGCACGUUCACGUUUUAAGAAACGGAGGAAAAGCGAACACGCUUCACUGAUUGAGCGACUUUCCCCACAGUGCGGAGGAAUACAGUGAGCCGUUACAGCAGUGGUUCGUCCUGCUUGCCCGCCUCCAGCCAGCCAGCCUUUUUGCUCAGUAGCAACCUUCCAUUUCCUCUCUCCCUGUAGCGUUAGCAGGCCAACCUUCCUUAACUCAGACAUGGCUGACCAACUAACAGAAGAGCAGAUUGCAGAGUUCAAGGAGGCCUUCUCCCUGUUUGAUAAGGACGGAGAUGGCACCAUCACCACUAAGGAGCUGGGCACUGUCAUGAGGUCACUGGGUCAAAACCCAACUGAGGCUGAACUCCAGGAUAUGAUCAAUGAGGUGGAUGCAGAUGGCAACGGAACAAUUGACUUCCCUGAGUUUCUGACGAUGAUGGCAAGAAAGAUGAAGGACACUGAUAGUGAGGAGGAGAUUAGGGAGGCAUUCAGGGUCUUUGAUAAGGAUGGCAACGGUUACAUUAGCGCAGCAGAGCUGCGUCAUGUGAUGACUAACCUGGGGGAGAAGCUGACCGAUGAGGAAGUAGAUGAGAUGAUCAGAGAAGCAGACAUCGAUGGAGACGGACAGGUCAACUAUGAAGAAUUUGUUCAGAUGAUGACCGCCAAAUGAACUGGGCUCACAAUGUUUCACUUACCUCUUAUUGCAAAAAUCUACAUUUACUCAUACUGUUAUGUAUAGACAACUUAAACUGAAAUGUUGGAAAAAUGAAAAUCUGUUCAUAUAAACAAGCUCAAAAAAGGUAAAAAGACAAUACGGAAAAUUCUAAAUGAAUCUGCAUGUACUGGCUUGUAUUCCCCGCCCCCAGCGCUGAGUUGCCCAAUCAGAUCUCUACAUGUUAGACAAGCAUCCUCUCUGCAUCUGGCUGAUUGGGCCACUGCUCCUCUGCUUCCUGGUUCCAUCUGCCUGAUGUUCAUAUGGGCUGUUCAAUCGCCUUUCUUCUAUGACUUCCUGUUUUGUUUAUCUUUUCUGUUCUUCAUGCAUGCAGCUUUAGAUGGGUUACUGUUGAGAGCCCAAUGGCAGUCUGUUUGGGGUUAGUUAAAAGAUGGAUGGCAGUGAGUGAAGCAGCAGAACCUUUGCCGUUUGCUUCCCUUAAUGAAGUCAGUGACAAUAGAUAUUUUUAAGAAUUUUUUUAAAAUGAAAUAAAUAGGAACUCAUUUUAGAUUCAGUGUUUCUGGCAUGUCAGGAUAAUCACUUUAUCCUUUUGUGUGUUUACCUUUUUUGAGGGUAAAGCUUGGGUGGGGCAAAGACUCAAGCCCCUUGGGUGUUGGAUGUGUAUCAGACUAUUAGAGGGGUUGGGUGGGCUUCAAAGGUGAUGACAUACAAGAGGGACUUUGAGGCAAUAUCGGUAUCAUUAAUAUGUUUUGAGUUGGAGAUUUACAAACAAUGAAUCUGUAGUUAUCACUGAAGCAUGCUUAUGUACAGUAUAUUGCCUCAAAGGUUGCAUGUGUUUCAUGAUUCUCCGGGGGCUUUAAUUUCAGUAGUGGGGACAGGGUCAGGGCUUUGCAGCAUUUCUAUCUUGUUUGUGUGCGAGUUUGUGUGUGCGUGUGUCUGUGGGUGCGGCGAGGCCCGACCCAGUCCAACUGUUCGGUCCAGUUCAGUUGAUCUGCAUUCCAAGUUGUACAAGCUAGUCUUUACAUUUUGUUUUUCCAAUAAAAUACCAUGAACUAACAUCUCG